AUGGACAUCCAAGACCUCAAGGAUCCUCACGGCGGCAAUCUUCUCAAGACCGCCGACAAGCGUCUAGCCUAUCUGGACUUUGGUCUGGUGAGCGUGAUACCUCCGGGGGUCAUGGAUGCGCUCAUCUGCGCCACGGUGUACGUGAUGAACAGGGACUAUGUGGCGCUUGCCAAAGGUUUCCCCGCACUAGCGUUGAUGAGCGAGAGCGACCUGUUGGAGGACUUCGAACCGUUCGCCGCCGCCCUGGAGGCGGCCUUGGACCCCAUCGUUGCCGACUUCCGCCGACAGAUGGGACUAGACGGCGGUUUCGGCAGCAACGAGGCGCCUUCGGGGUCCGAGCGGGUGGCGUUCGCGCAGCUGAUCGACCGCGUCUUCCUCCUGGCGAGGUCCUUCAACUUUCGGGUGCCCCCGUACUUCAUCAGCAACGUUAGGGCCCUCGGUGAACUGGAGGGGCUAGCCAUGACCGCGGACCCGGGUUUCAACCUGAUAUCGGUAGUGUACCCCUACGUGUGCCGCAGGCUACUCACGGACCCCAGCCCCCCAUUGCGAGCCGCCCUCAAAGAUCUCAUCGUUGCGGACGACGGGUCGGUCCAGUGGGACGUGCUGGAGGUGCUCAUGAGCGAUUCCAACUUUCUCGACCAACGAGUUGGGGCCGGGGGAGAGACGAGCUCCUUGCUGCGCUUGGUGAGAUGUGAGAAGCAUGGCAAACAGGGGAAACAGUCCUUGUCGACGACUGCGUCCUUUGGGCCAACUGACCGGCAUCUACGCCACUGCUCCAAAGGCUAUACUCGGAGCGUUUCGAGGGCUGCUUUCGCGGAGACACGGCGAAGAAACAUCGACGGCUUGAAGCGUCAACGCUGCUGA
Ectocarpus siliculosus is the source of this 864-nucleotide messenger RNA. Lineage: Eukaryota; Phaeophyceae; Ectocarpales; Ectocarpaceae. The record is from the annotation of a GenBank genome assembly.